UUAUCUACACUUAUCAUAGCACAUGAUAACAAUCUGAUGAAACCAAUUUUAUAUGUUAGAACCGAGCACAGGUACCUUUCACUUGUUAGUGGUCAUUCGGACAGUGAACAGCACACACAAGACAGUAUGGCAGUGAUACGCGCAGUUCUGCUAUCUGCAUUGAUAGUCUACACCAUUCACGCGUAUCCAGUAGAUGAUCUCUCUAAUAAUGCAGUUAAAAUAAAUUCAAACUCAAGACUAUUGUUAGACGUUACUAAAGCGGACGAAUCUACAGUAAACGAAAAUCCGGAAGCUGCAGCAAGCUCAGUGGAAGACCCUAAUGGAAAGCCCGAAGAACCUGGCCAAACACCUUCUACGGAAAACUCAGCUAAUGCAAAGCCCGGAGGACCUGUCCAAACACCUUCUACGGAAAACUCAGUGGAAGACCCUAAUGGAAAGCCCGAAGAACCUGGCCAAACACCUUCUACGGAAAACUCAGUGGAAGACCCUAAUGGAAAGCCUGAAGAACCUGGCCAAACACCUUCUACGGAAAACUCAGUGGAAGACCCUAAUGGAAAGCCCGAAAAACCUGGCCAAACACCUUCUACGGAAAACUCAGUGGAAGACCCUAAUGGAAAGCCCGAAGAACCUGGCCAAACACCUUCUACGGAAAACUCAGUGGAAGACCCUAAUGGAAAGCCCGAAGAACCUGGCCAAACACCUUCUACGGAAAGCUCAUCGGAAGGCCCUAAUGGAAAGCCCGAAGAACCUGGCCAAACCUCUUCUACGGAAAGCUCAUCGGAAGACCCUAAUGGAAAGCCCGAAGGACCUGGCCAAACCUCUUCUACGGAAAGCUCAUCGGAAGACCCUAAUGGAAAGCCCGAAGAACCUGGCCAAACCUCUUCUACGGAAAGCUCAUCGGAAGACCCUAAUGGAAAGCCCGAAGAACCUGGCCAAACCUCUUCUACGGAAAGCUCAUCGGAAGACCCUAAUGGAAAGCCCGAAGGACCUGGCCAAACCUCUUCUACGGAAAGCUCAUCGGAAGACCCUAAUGGAAAGCCCGAAGAACCUGGCCAAACCUCUUCUACGGAAAGCUCAUCGGAAGACCCUAAUGGAAAGCCCGAAGGACCUGGCCAAACCUCUUCUACGGAAAGCUCAUCGGAAGACCCUAAUGGAAAGCCCACAGAACCUGGCCAAACCUCUUCUGCUGAAACCACUACCGUAGAAUCUACAGAGUCCACCACAUUAGAAUCAGCAGAAUCUACUUUAGAACCGACAGGAAAUCCUAACGAGAAACCCGAAGAACCUCAAGCAGUCGUUGUUGAGUCUAGCACUAACAAAUGGUUAUUAGGCUCUCUUAUAACUGUAUGUUUGAUUGUUCUGAUAUAUAUUUUGUAUAAAUUAUACUUGCGUUGUAAAAGUGAAUAAAAAUAUGGCCUUGUAAAA
This is a messenger RNA of Nasonia vitripennis (jewel wasp), 1425 nucleotides long. RefSeq names its product basic salivary proline-rich protein 1-like. The record is from RefSeq and is a predicted model, not a curated record. NCBI's taxonomy places the organism in Eukaryota, Metazoa, Arthropoda, Insecta, Hymenoptera, Pteromalidae. The transcript has 2 exons. The coding region runs from base 37 to 1407 and encodes 456 amino acids.